ACGUUUUUUUUUACAUUGCGUUCGGUUUCCGAAUCGAGCGUUUUGUGUUUUACAAAAUUAGAAUUAUUUUGUAAAAUUGUAGCUUUUAUUUGUCCAUUCAGUGCUAUUUGUGAUAAUUUAAGCCUUAAAAACUUUUACCUCCAAGAGGUAAAUAGUAGCGUAACGCUAAAUCUUAAUAUAACGGCUUACAGAAAAGCUGCACGUUUGUAGGUUAUAAUUAGAUUUUCAUUGUCUUUUUCAAUCCUUUACCUGAAACAUGGAGAGCAUGGACGUUGCACAGGAAGGAACAUCGGCCGCGACCACGCCGGCAGCGGAAAAUGGCCCGGACAAGAGCGUGACCGCGGAGGAGAUGACCUCGCGGGACUACUACUUCGACUCCUACGCACACUUCGGCAUUCACGAGGAGAUGCUAAAAGACGAAGUCAGGACCCUCACUUACAGAAAUGCCAUGUACCACAAUAAACACCUGUUCAAAGGCAAAGUUGUGCUUGAUAUUGGUUGCGGUACUGGGAUCCUGUCAAUGUUUGCUGCGAAGGCAGGAGCCGCCAAGGUGAUUGCAGUGGAGUGCUCAAACAUUGUGGACUACGCACGCAAGAUCAUUGAAGCUAACAGGCUUGAUGAUAUCAUUGAGAUUGUCAAAGGAAAGGUGGAGGAAGUGACGCUGCCGGUGGAGAAGGUGGACAUCAUAAUCUCGGAGUGGAUGGGCUACUGCCUGUUCUACGAGUCCAUGCUGGACACGGUGCUGUACGCGCGAGACAAGUGGCUGCAGCCUGAUGGCAUGCUCUUCCCUGACAGAUGCACUCUGUUCGUGUGCGGCAUCGAGGACCGGCAGUACAAGGACGAGAAGAUCAACUGGUGGGACGACGUGUACGGCUUCGACAUGAGCUCCAUCCGCAAGGUGGCCAUCUCUGAGCCGCUCGUUGACGUCGUGGACGCUAAACAGGUGGUGACCAACUCGUGCCUGCUGAAGGAGAUCGACCUGUACACCGUCAAGAAGGAGGACCUCAACUUCGAGUCCAAGUUCCACCUGCAGGUGCGUCGCAACGACUUCAUCCAGGCUCUGGUGACGUUCUUCAACGUGGAGUUCACCAAGUCGCACAAGCGGCUCGGCUUCAGCACCGCCCCCGAGGCGCCCUACACGCACUGGAAGCAGACCGUGUUCUACUUCGACGAGUACAUGACCGUGAAGAAGGGCGAGGAGAUCACGGGCACGUUCUCGAUGCGGCAGAACGCGCGCAACAACCGCGACCUCGACUUCGCCAUCGAGCUCGAGUUCAAGGGGGAGCUGUGUCAGGUGCAGGAGAAGAACCACUACAGAAUGCGCUAGAACAAGCACCCCCACCGGCCGAGCAAGUCACAACGGCACGAGAGAAACAGGUGACAGUUCGUGCGCCGUUGUCGUUGGUAAAGCUGCACUCGUAUGGAUCUAUCUUAGUGUAUCGUGAGUCGUUUGGUAACCCCGCCCGGAUGUGCGGUGGCUAGAAGUAAUGUUCCCGCCAAAACUUAUUUUGAGGUUACAAGAUGGCGCCACCAGUGUUUUGAAUUUAACCGUUUUAGAAUGUGGAUACAGCAGCGAAUUGUAGUUUUGUUUAGUAUUCUACAGGUGUAGGCCCCAGUUUUUUAUAGAUUGCCAUUUUAUAACGUUUUCAUGAGCACGCUAGAGUAGGCGACCAAGGCACUUUUGCUGAAACGACAAUCGCUGCUGUAUUCAUAGCAACAUAAGCUGUAUUCCUGUAUUUUCAUUAUAAUUUUAUUUGUAUUGAUACAUCCGACCAUUUCAUAACGUGUUGAGCAAAGAGAGACAAAAGUAAGCGUAGGUUAGUUUAAAUAUUAAUUUGACACUUACCAAAAUGUACUCUAGUGUAGGUAUUGUACUAUGUUGUAUGUGUGCUUAACUUUUUCUGGCAUACUUUUGUCCUGUUAGGCCGAUUUGCGUUAAAUUUCUUUGUUCCCCUAAAAGUCUGUGAUUUUUUUUAUUUGUAAGUUCUACCGGCCGGUCUCUAGGAAAACGAAUACUGUAUUAAUUUUGAUACUGUCUGUAUUAGGUAUAAAAUAAGAAUCUUUAAUAUCUGUCUGUUUGUCACCGAUUGGUUUAAUAGAAUAACUGAAUUGUUGGUAGUUAUUUGGUAGGAACCAUGGCUGUGACUUUUAACUCUGAGAGGAUUUAAAAAAUGAUAAUUUGCAUGGUAAAAGCUAUUUUAGUUCCUACUAAAUAAAUACCGAAAUGAUUGAACAUGCUAGUGUUAAAACUAAGAUAUCAAAUAUCUGCUGGAUUUCGUAUUUUAGGAUGCAACCUUUUUUAAUAUCUCAUAAAAAGUGUUCAUUAGAAUACUAGCGCUAUGAGCCGUCUUGCGUUGAAAAGUUAAGGUAUUCUUUUCGCAAGUACGUUUGAAAUUCAAUUUCAAAACUUAAUUUUCUGCCAAACAAUUAAUUUCCUUAUUAUCUACAUUUAAGAUCUACAGUCGCUUGAUUAGAAGCGAAUGUUUCAUGAUAUUUUCUAUAUUGUGUAGUGCGUGUAUGAUUGUGUAUGUAUGACUCGUAAUGAUGGAUAAAUGCGUAAGACAAAA
Molecule: messenger RNA, 2567 nt
Organism: Plutella xylostella (diamondback moth)
Lineage: Eukaryota; Metazoa; Arthropoda; Insecta; Lepidoptera; Plutellidae
Gene: Art1
Product: arginine methyltransferase 1
Biological process (GO): peptidyl-arginine methylation, to asymmetrical-dimethyl arginine; chromatin remodeling
Cellular component (GO): nucleus
Molecular function (GO): protein-arginine omega-N asymmetric methyltransferase activity; protein-arginine omega-N monomethyltransferase activity; histone methyltransferase activity
Source: RefSeq, a predicted model, not a curated record